AUGCCCUCUGAGGCAGAGAUUUCCGGCCACGCCCCGGGCCUCCGAGACUUCCUGAAGCAGGUCCCGGAGGGCCGGCGCUUGGCCCUCCUGGAGGACACCUACUCCCUGGCCAGGGCCACCGAGCUGACGCAAGACGCGAAGGACUUUGGUGCAGCAAAACGUCUCAGCAGCACUGGAGCUCUCGUCCAGCAUGUGGCUUGGAUCGAUCAGAACGGCCACUCCAGCCACGGAAAUUACAGUUUAAGACGGUUUAGAGUGGAUUGGGGUCGAUUGAAUCGAUGGUAUGUGCUGACCAUUGGGUAG
Molecule: messenger RNA, 303 nt
Organism: Symbiodinium necroappetens
Lineage: Eukaryota; Dinophyceae; Suessiales; Symbiodiniaceae
Source: the annotation of a GenBank genome assembly